This is a messenger RNA of Chanos chanos (milkfish), 1293 nucleotides long. RefSeq names its product TBC1 domain family member 20. Gene Ontology annotation, biological process: positive regulation of GTPase activity; endoplasmic reticulum to Golgi vesicle-mediated transport. Gene Ontology annotation, molecular function: GTPase activator activity. The record is from RefSeq and is a predicted model, not a curated record. Gene Ontology annotation, cellular component: endoplasmic reticulum membrane. Bases 9 to 1232 code for a protein of 407 amino acids. The transcript has 8 exons. Lineage: Eukaryota; Metazoa; Chordata; Actinopteri; Gonorynchiformes; Chanidae.
CAAAAGCUAUGAAAAAAGGGAAGAAGCGCCACCAACAAAUAGCAAAUGGUUCUCGGGCGACAGGGAACGCGAACGGUCGGAGACAUGAAGAGCAUGUGUCCCUGAAGAAGCAAAAGUUAGUGGACAUCCACCAGGCUCUGAACAGUGAUCCGGUGGGCAUUGAGACCCUGCGGAGGGCCGCUGUCACUGAAGGCGGUUUAUUGACAGACGAUAUCAGAAGGAAAGUGUGGCCCAAACUCCUCAGUGUUAAUGUGUACAAUUUGCCAGCAAAACCCGGUAAAGAUGUCAGGGAAAAUCACAAAGACUAUAACCAGGUCCUGCUGGACGUCAGGAGGUCAAUGCGGCGUUUCCCAAGAGGAAUGCGUGUGGAUGAGAGGGAGGUUCUACAAGAGCAAUUGAUUGACAUCAUCCUGGACAUUUUACGCCGAAACCCCCAGCUGCAUUACUACCAGGGUUACCAUGACAUCGUGGUCACUUUCUUGUUGGUGGUGGGAGAGAGAAUGACUUUAGCUCUGGUCGAGAAACUGUCCAAUCACCAUCUCAGAGAUUUUAUGGACCCAACAAUGGACAGCACCAAACACAUCCUUAACUAUCUGAUGCCGAUCCUGGAGCAGGUCCAACCAGAGCUGCAUGACUUUAUGGUCAGGGCAGAGGUUGGCACCAUUUUUGCCCUCAGCUGGCUGAUCACUUGGUACGGGCAUGUCCUCUCUGAUUUCCGGCACGUUCUGAGGCUCUACGACUUCUUCCUCGCCUCCCACCCAUUCAUGCCCAUCUACUUCGCCGCAGUGAUUGUGUUACACAGGUCAGAGGAGGUCAUGAGCACUGACUGUGACAUGGCCAGUGUCCAUCACCUGCUGUCUCAGAUUCCCCAGGAUCUGCCCUAUGAAGCUCUGGUCACCCGCGCUCAGAACCUCUUCACCCAGUGUCCCCCCACCCAACUGGCCCAGAGCGCCGCCCUCCAGCGUAGACACAGCAUUGCCUUCAGCUCCUUUAAAGAAUUCCAGAUAACCACGCUGCGCCAGCGUCCGGAUUCCAUUCUGCGUCAACAGCUCCGCAAGCGUCAUAGCACCCACCUGGCCCUGCCCACGCCCACCAGUGCCACGCCCACUGCCACCAAGCAGCUCAUCAAAAUGGCCGUUUGGGGCAUCUCGGCCACGCUGGGGGCGGCAGCUUUGGCCGUCGCCCAGACCGCCAUGGAUUGGGCCCCGGAAUUUCUCCUCCGGCUCUUCUGACGCGACGCCUCUGUCGCUGCAGCAACCGGACAUGACUAUGUCAACGGCCUUUCGGACAAAA